GCCCCUGCUGCUGGUUAAUGUCACCCCAGCCGCCCGGGAGGCAGGCUUGGCAGCAGCGGCAGGACCUGCAGGAGCAGCAGCAGCAGCACCCAGAGAUGUGUGGCCCUGGAGGGACCACAGGGGCCCGGCGCUGGUGACCACCCCCAGACGCGUCACUAGUGCUCUGGAGGGGGACAGACCCACGGUUACGGCUGUGCAAGGAAUGAGGGAAGCAUGGCAAUACAUUGCACUGGCAGGACUGUGUAUGACUAAAAUCAACUAAGUCCGAAGAAACAGUGAAAGGGAAUCCCUUGUCAGUGGUUGCCCUGGUGCUGCACAGCUUUGUUUUGCCUGGCAUGGAGGCAGAUGGCUUGGAGUGGCUGGUGGUUCCAAUGCACCAGCUGGUUUCCUGGAGUGCAGCUGGUGCAAUGGUAUUUGGAGGUGUGGUGCCAUACAUCCCCCAGUACAGAGACAUCAAAAGGACACAGAAUGCAGAGGGCUUUUCAACCUAUGUGUGUCUAGUAUUAUUAGUAGCAAAUAUUUUGAGAAUACUCUUUUGGUUUGGCAGGCAUUUUGAGUCCCCUCUUCUGUGGCAAAGCAUUAUCAUGAUCAUUACUAUGUUACUGAUGCUGAAACUAUGCACUGAAGUACGUGUGUCAAAUGAACUGAACAUAAAACGUCGCUCCUUUUCAGAAACACAUCCAUUCUCGAUUUUAAAAGGGCCAAGUGAUGGAGAAUCUGCUGCUUCCCCGGUAAUCUGUUCCAAUGAUUUUGACUUGAACUAUUUUUGGCACUGGAGCAAGUUUACAGACUAUGUGCAGUGUGUUCUGACUUUCACGGGGGUGACAGGAUACAUCACUUACCUCUCUCUCGACUCAUUUCUCUUUGUGGAAACACUGGGCUUCCUGGCUGUAUUCACUGAGGCCAUGUUAGGCGUUCCGCAGCUUUACCGUAACUAUCAGAACAGAUCGACCGACGGAAUGAGUGUCAAGAUGGUGCUGAUGUGGACCAGCGGCGAUACCUUCAAGACUGUUUACUUUAUCCUGAACCAGGCUCCUUUCCAGUUCUCCAUUUGUGGCCUGCUCCAGGUCUUUGUGGACAUGGCCAUCCUGCUACAGGUUUACUUUUACAGAUUCUUAACAGUCUGCCGUCACUACCAAAAACAGUAUGCUCGAUGAACAUGUUUCUUUCAUACCAGAGCUGCAAAUGCUGGAAGAGAAGCCAGUGGACUAAUGUCUAAAGUCAUUUUCUAUUUAGAGCAUUUGAAAAGCUGGGAUACUUGGCUAGGAACUCUCUUGAACUUCAUCUUGAAAGAUGCUUUAAAAGCAAAGUUACAGAACUUUUUAUACGUAAGGAAUUAUCUGUAGCAGUGAUCACUUCAGAGAAUUAAGAAAUCAAUUACUUUAAAUACAUAUUUGUUGAAUGUAUGGUACAUUUAAUGGAGCUCAUGUUCUCUGUCAAUUGCAGUGAUUUAAAAACAAUUAAAUAAAUCAAUCAAUUAUAC
Mauremys reevesii (Reeves's turtle) is the source of this 1483-nucleotide messenger RNA. RefSeq names its product solute carrier family 66 member 2 (gene SLC66A2). The record is from RefSeq and is a predicted model, not a curated record. Lineage: Eukaryota; Metazoa; Chordata; Testudines; Geoemydidae. The transcript has 7 exons. Gene Ontology annotation, biological process: retrograde transport, endosome to Golgi; phospholipid translocation. Gene Ontology annotation, cellular component: trans-Golgi network; endosome. The coding region runs from base 336 to 1157 and encodes 273 amino acids.